This is a messenger RNA of Lactuca virosa, 315 nucleotides long. The record is from the annotation of a GenBank genome assembly. NCBI's taxonomy places the organism in Eukaryota, Viridiplantae, Streptophyta, Magnoliopsida, Asterales, Asteraceae.
AUGUCGUCUCAUCUGCGUUGGGGGUGGUCGGCGGUUCAGGAGAAACAGGGGCGGAAAUCACCAUCGGUGCUGUUGGGGCUACCUAUAGAUUACAUGCGAUGGCAACCAGGUUCUUAUCGUCGGAGUCAAGAGCGCCUGGUGGUCUUUCAGCCAUCCAAGAGAGAAAUUCGGAAUCAGAUGGAGGUAGCGCCAACCGGAGUAGGUGGUCGAUGGUGGUGGAGUAGCGAUGUACGUCUGGUGGCAGCGAUGGUUGUUGACAUUGAGGCUGCUACUGACGGAGGGCUGACCGGUGGCGUUGGCAUUGACCGACAAUGA